AUGUUUACGCUUUCAUUCAACUCCUCCUUUGAUAUGAAAACCAAUUUCACAGACCUGCUUGGAAGGAUACCAAGGCUCGCUGGCGGAGAUGCAUCGCUUCUUGCGCCUACCUAUAUUGAUGGAACAAUUUUCUACAGUGACUAUACCCUGCUUACUUAUGGUGGUAUUACUCGGAGGCCACUCCAAACCCCCACAAACUCGUCCCUCUAUGGAUAUGAUGCCUAUCAAUACGGCCCAUUUAAACCGCCUUUCAAACCAGGCUCCAUCCUACCUCAAAUCCGUGAAGAUGUCACCCGCUACAUUACCCAUGGAGCAGGCGUAUCCGUUCCAAGCGAAAACAAGGGAUACUACUUCAGUGGACGUCAACGAGAAAAUGGGGACGUCAUAGACGUAGUAACUCAGCCGAAUAUAACAGCUAAUACUCUUAUAUCUGUUGACCUGUCCAGAUUUGACGAACCAAAAUUUGCCCGUGACAAUCUUACGGGGGUUACUGGACGAUCAAGUGCAGAGUUGGUCUGGCUGCCUGUCUCAGACGGCGUCAUGGUCGUAAUAGGUGGAGUUACAAACCCGGAAUCCAUAUAUCCUUCACCCAUAUCUUCCCAAGAGAAAGAGGAAAACUGUUCUCCAACUAGCGUUGACUCUAUCAUUAACACAUUCUGCCAGACUAAGAAAGAUUCCGCGUUUAUGGAGACAGUUAGCUUGUAUGAUAUUGGGACUGGAGAAUGGUAUUCACAGAAGACUACAGGCGAUAUACCGCCCGCAUCGAAUUCAUUCUGCUCAGUUGUCGGCGAGGCGGCAGAUCGGAGCUCGUUCAAUAUAUACAUCUACGGCGGGUACAAUGGCACCGAACGCACCGUCAGGCCGUACGAUGAUGUGCAUGUUCUGUCCAUUCCUUCGUUUACCUGGACAAAAGUAUAUACUGGAGAAAGCAACAUGGGCCGCCGCGCACACAAGUGUGUCAAGCCAUACCCGGAUCAAAUGUUCGUGAUUGGCGGUCAAUAUACAUCACAAACAUCAUGUCUAGUGGGACCUUUAGUCCGGGUAUUUAAUUUGAACGAGCUGAAAUUCAAGGAUAAGUAUGACCCAAGGGAGUGGAGCGAGUACAUAGUUCCAGAUGUGAUCACCAGGAAGAUUGGCGGAACUGGGAAAGGGGGAGCCACCAAAACUCAGCCGGACAGCUGGGAUAACGAUAAACUGGCAGAUAUUUUUGGCAAGAAAUAUACCAAAACUAUCCAAAAGUGGUAUCCAUAUGAGCCUGCUAAGGCAACCCCAUCCUCUCCCGGUACUACCGCUCCCCCCGGAGAGGAUAAGGGAGCAGGCGGCGGUCUUCCUAGAUGGGUUGGGGCAGUUCUAGGUGUUGUCCUAGGCCUGAUAUUCAUCACUGCUCUAGCGGUGGUGUGGCUGAUUUUCCGUCGACGCAAAGAAAGACGAUACGCUCCUAGCCUUGGAGGAACAAGUGAGGUCGCUAGGAGACGCAUCCUUGGUUGGAUGUAUGGAAUGGGACAGCCAUCACACAAGCCAGACAUGACUACUACCUCCACUGAAAUUGGCAUCAACGACAAGCAUGCAUCGACAGGUAUAUACUCGGACUCGGGGAUUGACUCGGUCGUGUCCCCCAAUAACCAUCCUCCCUCCACUAUUGUUUAUUCUGAUCUCAACGCCCCGGAGGCUGGCAGCUCUCCAAUACAUGAGAUGCAUGCUGGCACUGUGAUGAGCCCGUCAGAGUUACCUACCCCCUUCAACGACACUCCCGUGACUGCUCGACACCCGAGUGAGACGCCAUCGUUCAUCAGCCCCAUAUCUCCUGCAACCUCACCGUCUCCUGAGAACCAGCGAGAACUGCACCAUCCAGCCAGACCAACUCAUGGUCGCCACGGGUCAUCCUUCUCCAGCAUAGGUGUACCGGUAACCCUUGACAACGUUGUAGUGUCUGAAAAUACCGAGUCACGGCCGAGAGAGCGUCGUGUAUCCGGUUUCACAGAAGAGUUUUCUGACACCCAUUCGCCUAACUAUGAAGAUGUGGAAACUGGACACAAGAUAUAG
This is a messenger RNA of Trichophyton verrucosum HKI 0517, 2043 nucleotides long. RefSeq lists its product as uncharacterized. The transcript is spliced from 6 exons. The record is from RefSeq and is a predicted model, not a curated record. Gene Ontology annotation, cellular component: cell cortex of cell tip. The coding region runs from base 1 to 2043 and encodes 680 amino acids. Lineage: Eukaryota; Fungi; Ascomycota; Eurotiomycetes; Onygenales; Arthrodermataceae. Gene Ontology annotation, molecular function: protein binding.